Macrosiphum euphorbiae (potato aphid) is the source of this 591-nucleotide messenger RNA. Lineage: Eukaryota; Metazoa; Arthropoda; Insecta; Hemiptera; Aphididae. The record is from the annotation of a GenBank genome assembly.
AUGAAGUACUUUUUUAUACUUUUAGCAGAGUUUAUGAUUCUUGUCAAUCCUGGAUUACAAGAUUUCAAGUUUCGGCCGAAUUUGCCAUUAGGGGAAUAUCGAUUAUAUUUCAACUCUGUCCAACAAUGUUGUCCGGAAUGCGCUAUACAGCAAAAUUUUCAAUUCUUCAAGACAAGUAGCACUAAAGUCGAACUAAGAGGAAAUAUGUCGUCAAUUAAUAAGUCAUUUGAUGAUACUUUAUGGUUUCGUGGUGCCAUGUCAGUAAAAGAUAAAAUUGGCACCUGGCAAAAUAAUGCGUACGUUUAUAGUUCACCCAAUGCUUACAAAGCUAUUAAAAGUCUUCUUGGAGACGAAUUUCGUAUUUUUUUAAAUAGCUUUGGACUCAAUGACACAAAACAACAUAUAAUACCAGCGGGAACAUAUAUCUCCAAAGGUUAUGAUUUAUCGAACUAUCCAUCAAAUACAAAUUUGCCAAGACAAAUUUUUUAUGGAACUUACAAAUAUAAUAUUAAUUAUACCGAAAAAAAUGGCGAUCUUGUUGCAUGUCAUAUGUUUGUUCUUGAAGUAAAACGUCCAUGGGAAUUGGACUGA